AUGUUCCACAACACUAUUAUUCUGUCAGUACUUACAGAGUUGAACAGCACAGCACAGCACAGUACAGGACAGGACAGCACAGCUGUCACAGCACAGCUGUCACAGCACAGCACAGAACAGGACAGCACAGCACAGGACAGGGACAGCACAGCACAGCACAGGAUAGCACUGCACUGCACAGCACAGGACAGCACAGCACAGCACAGGACAGCACAGCACAGCACAGCACAACACAGCCCAGAACAGCACAAGACAGGACAGGACAGCAAGCCAGGACAGCAAAGGACAGCACAGCACAGCACAGAAAAGUACAGCACAGCACAGGACAGCACAGGACAGGACAGCACAGGACAGCACAGCACAGUACAGCACAGGACAGCACAGGUCAGCACAAAACGGGAACCGAACGGAACGGAACGGAACAGAACUUUAACUGGAUAUAGGUGUUUUGCUGGGAGUUCCAACAUCCACGGUCGUGGGCCAAUUUCCAUUGGCGCCAAGAAACUCGCUUGA
Pararge aegeria (speckled wood butterfly) is the source of this 513-nucleotide messenger RNA. RefSeq names its product sperm acrosomal protein FSA-ACR.1-like. The transcript is spliced from 2 exons. Bases 1 to 513 code for a protein of 170 amino acids. NCBI's taxonomy places the organism in Eukaryota, Metazoa, Arthropoda, Insecta, Lepidoptera, Nymphalidae. The record is from RefSeq and is a predicted model, not a curated record.